Adineta steineri is the source of this 510-nucleotide messenger RNA. The record is from the annotation of a GenBank genome assembly. NCBI's taxonomy places the organism in Eukaryota, Metazoa, Rotifera, Eurotatoria, Adinetida, Adinetidae.
AUGAUAUUAUUUAUUACUGGUGGAGUAACAGCAGUUAAUAAUGUACAACUUGGGUUUCCUGCAUUACUUGGUGUUGCAAUAGGUAUAACUAUGUUUGGAACGAUUUUUUGUAUUAUUGCAGGUUGUACUCUACAACUUCGACGUGCAGAAACAAUGCGACAAGCAAUUGCAGAAGAAUCAAGAAAAUAUUCUUCUCGAUCACCAAUACCAUGUAGUUGGAGAUUAGAUAUUCCAACAAGUUAUGGUGGAUAUUAUGGAGGUCAACAUACACAUCAAGCCGUUAAUCAUUUAGUAAUAGAUAUUGGUCGUUCUAUUGCUCCUGGAAGUGUAGCGUAUUAUCCUAAUCAAGUUGCUUCGGAUCAGACAAUAGCUUUUGGUGAACAAAGUAACGAUGCACCCCCACCUUAUCCUGGACAAUCCGCAAGAUUUUGUUCUCAAUGUAGUACGCCACGACAAGCUCCCACAAGUCAAUUCUGUUCAUCAUGUGGGCAUUCAUUUAAUAAACAUUAA